This is a messenger RNA of Asterias rubens (European starfish), 4020 nucleotides long. RefSeq names its product ras-related protein Rab-21-like. Lineage: Eukaryota; Metazoa; Echinodermata; Asteroidea; Forcipulatida; Asteriidae. The transcript has 7 exons. Gene Ontology annotation, molecular function: GTP binding; GTPase activity. The record is from RefSeq and is a predicted model, not a curated record. Gene Ontology annotation, biological process: Rab protein signal transduction. The coding region runs from base 189 to 824 and encodes 211 amino acids.
UUUUGACGAAGGGAGCCGCCAUUUUGGUGUCCCGUCCAUACAAAAACAUGUAAAACCACUCACACUGUGUUUAGUAAGUGAGUUCUAUAAGUAAAGCGUCGAUUACACCUCAUUUGUUGGACAGUUUAUGACUUUUAAGGACACCAGUGAUCUCUGAAAGGUUUAUUGACGAAGAUUUACGCUUCAAAAUGGCGACAGGGGGCGGAGGAGGCAAGAAUUUUAAAGUUGUCUUGCUCGGCGAAGGAUGUGUUGGGAAAACGUCACUUGUGUUACGAUACGUGGAAAAUAAAUUCAACGAUAAACAUCUUUCAACGUUACAGGCAUCUUUCCUAAACAAGAGGUUGAACAUCGGAGGCAAGAGAGUAAAUCUAGCGAUAUGGGACACAGCCGGACAGGAAAGAUUUCACGCAUUAGGACCCAUCUAUUACAGAGACAGCAAUGGGGCAAUAUUAGUGUAUGAUAUCACAGAUGAAGACUCCUUCGCAAAGGUAAAAAACUGGGUGAAAGAACUCAGGAAAAUGCUCGGAAACGAAAUAUGUCUUUGUAUAGCAGGUAACAAGAUAGACCUUGAAAAACAGAGAAAUGUAUCAGUUGCAGAAGCUGAAUCGUACGCCGCUCAAGUUGGUGCAAAGCAUUAUCUCACAUCAGCCAAACUCAAUAAAGGAAUUGAGGAAAUGUUCUUAGACCUUAGUAAAAGAAUGCAAGAAUUAACGCCCAUGGAGGAUCUAGGGAGGGGACCAUCGUCAGCGCGGUCAGCUAGAAAGACAGUCACGAUUGUAGAUGACGAAGAUGUGCCCAAGGCCAGUGGGGGGUGCUGCUCAUAAAAACAGUGUCUUCUAUCCCCCUAAAAAAUACCCUUUCUUUAUGGGCACUCUCCCUAGCGAAAUGCUUUGUGUAUAUAAUACAUGCUCACUCCAUAAUUUGUGUAUAUUAAUUACAGGAAAAAUAAACUUAAUAAAACAAACUUUCUAUUGUACGUACGAAAAAGCCUAAAAUCCUGAAGGGGAUGGAUUUAGGUUAUUUUGGUGGAGAUUUUGAACCCUGGGAGUAAAGAGCGGCAAGAGUGUACACUGAAUCCUCUUGAGGGCGGUGUUGCAUGAGUAGUCUCUGCACAUAUCCAGGAUGAGAAUGAAUUUAAAGCAUGAUUUAUUCAUUAUUUAAAAAAACACAAUAUAAUUUAAUAAGAGAGAAAAAGAGAAAUAUUAUCAUAUUUGCUCCAUCCUGUGGGAAAAUUUGCCUGAAGCUGUGAGGGAAUCGUCGUGUUAAAUUACUGCUUCAAAACUUUUCAUGGAUAUUCUAGAAAAGGUCGCUCAAUCUCGCCCUCAUUAAAAAUGCAUUUCUUAAAAAAAAGGUUUUUUGCUGUGGGAAAAAAUAACUUAUCAAUCGGUUACUCAUUGAAAUAACGCUUAUAGUGUAUUUAGUAUAUUUUAUAAUUUUGGUUACAUUCACUUGUGUGCUGAUAUAGUUCCUAUAUUGCAAUGUCGGACAAAAAAUGGGUUGUUGGACAUUUUCAGCAACUCAACAUUUCUGCGAAUGUUUCAACUGAUUCGGUGCUGAAAGUAGUAGGAAUGAAACCUCUGCGUGGUUUUAAUAGUUCUCUCAAGAGGUAUCAGAAACUAACACUUUUGAUACGAGUCAAAAUCCUGUCUCCUGGUAAAAUAUUGAAAAGGAACAAUCCUUUCUCUGUUCAGGUUUUUAUUUUGUUCGUCAAUCAUUUUUGUUAAAGUGACUUGCGCGUUUUACCUUCCCUCGAUCCGAUUUAACCAUUAUUAUUCAGUUAAAACAUUGUAUGCAGUCUUAAUUUUAAUGCGAAAAAAAAAGAAAAAAAGCCCAGAAGUAUACUUUCAAACAGGUAACUUUUUCUAUAACUUGUGUAAUACUUUUUUUAAAUGUCAUUGAUUGGGGUAACUUGACCUAGCAGUUGCAGUAUUUAACGCACAUGAUAUAUAAAGAGCACCCUCAUCAGUAGUUCCUUCUUUUUUUUCUUUUUCUUUUUUUUGUGUAACCAAGCCCAAGGCCAGAAGGGGGACAUGGUGGUUGCUUACAACUUCACAGGGGAGGCCAGAAGGGGGACAUGGUGGUUGCUUACAACUUCACAGGGGAGGCCAGAAGGGGGACAUGGUGGUUGCUUACAACUUCACAGGGGAGGCCAGAAGGGGGACAUGGUGGUUGCUUACAACUUCACUGGGAACUUGUAUGCAUAGAGGACAGGGCAAAUUUAUGGAUGCGUAGUUUGUCACUAGUUUUUGACAUGUCAGUUUGAUUGAACGGAAAUUUUAUCAGACGCACCGCUUUUUACCAGUCUGUGUGCUCGUCUUCUUUCAUAUGCACUGUUCAAGUUUUGGCUGAUUUUGUAUCAUGGAAAAUUUAAGUUAACUGGGUCCAAUUUCAUAGAGCUGCUUAGCAAACAAAUUGUCUUACCUUACCAAUUAACUGCUUAGCAGAAAUGAGAAGGAUACCAGUCCCAAAUUGUACAUGGGACAUGGUAGUUUUAGCUGAUAACCUUAUUCUGUUGAGCAUAAGUUUGUUGUGCUUAGCUAUUUUUUGUGCCUAAGCAGAUGAAAUUAGACCUAGAACGGUAUCGGACAUCCCUGUUUUUACAUUUCAAUGCCCCUGCUGAGUUUGUUGCAGUUGUCUGUAAUAUAUCUGGAGUUGUUUUUGUGUUGGUAUUGCUGAGCUGUGUAAAGUCAGUUUGUCAUGUGAUUUAUAAACUUCAAGUGCACUAUUAAGUUUUAACGGCCAAAUCCACUUUUCACACAUUUUUUUUAAACACAUGCAAACCAAGUUGGGUAUCGCUGGAAACUGCUAUCUUUGAAUGUAAAAUAUACCCAGACAUCCUCAGAGAGAAUGUAUGUGUAGAGAUCAUUUCGGAUGUAUGCAUGCUAUGGGGGUCAAGUCAAAAUGAGCUUCCUCGUUCAGGUAGGCUUGCAGCCUUUUCCACAUUUUGUACUUGUGGAGGAUAACUCUUAAUAUGUGUUUGAAAUUCUUUUGAAACUGCACAGUUCUGUAGUCAGUGUAUCUUUAUUGUAGUGUUGUCAUGCAUGUGGCUACCAGACUAAUACGGCUGGUUCUCAUACAUUACUGUGUUGAAGUAAUACAGAUUGCCUGGUACUUAGCCGAGGAUUUGUAAAAAGUUAUAAGCCAUAAGCCUUGGUCAUUGGUGUAGAUUUCUUAUUGCGUUGCUGUUCGAUAAAAGCCUUUCAAAAAGAGGCAGAAAACGUACCUCAAUUUUUCCUCAUACAUCACGUAAUAGAAGGCAAUUUUAAGUUUGGAGCAGCAAUUGUGAUACAUUAGAUAUGUUAAAGUAUAUUCACAACAAAAGUCACACAAAUCUGUAACAAGUUCUGCCAGCCGUGGAUUUUUGUGAUGAGCCUUCUGUGUAUGGUUUCAAAAAUUACAAACAAUAAAAACUGGACUGUUCAUAUCAAAUUCGAGACCACUAAUUUAAAAAGUGGAAUAUAUUUUAUAGGUGUUAGUGCAUUAUUAUUGCAUGGAAAUCUUUUUAUGUUGUUAUAUCUCUACUUUAUUUCAUUAACUGGAGGGAAGAAAAUGUCAUAUUUCAAACAGACUGGAAAGGUUUAAGGUUCAAGAUAAAAAUAUAAUACAGGGUUUUUACAGUUGUAUUGUCAGAAUAGAAUAAUAGGUGGAAAUAUCAGUCUGGCACCCUUACAAAGAAGGUCUGCUUGCAAAAGAAUCCAUACCAUUUCAUGUAAGGGUUAAAAAAAUACAAGUAAUACCCAAACAAAAAUGAUAAACUUACCCCCUAGGGGGGUCAUUUGUCAAUACAUAAUUGUGUCAACUGAAUUCUUCUGGAACUCCGAGUAAAAUUAUGGGUGGAUAUACAAAAAAAUAUGAUUUGGCUCCGACUGUUUGGUUGAGGUGUGACAUUUUACCUUCAUUAUCUUAACCUUUAUCAACACGUAUAUAUGUACAUACUGUGCAAAACCAAUUGUUUCUUGGUGUAUCAAUCAGUGGUCAAUAAAACAACAGAUAUUUGCUAUAAAUUAAUAAGAAAGUUUA